GGUGGGCAUGGGGAGGGCGCCAGGGCUGCCACCGCAGCUGCUGUCCAGAGGAUGGGGACAGGCACAGUGUCCCCGAGCAGCCCCGUGUCCCCAGGUGCUUUGGGGCCCUGCAGAAGUCACCAAAAUGGGGCAGGGGAACAGAAGCCCAGGAGAUGCCCCGUCCCUCAGAGGGGGGCAGGUGUCCUGGCGGAGCGGUGGGAUGCAGGACGCAGCAGGACCUGGCCCGGGACCACCCCAGGCACACCCCGCUGCUGUCAGCUGGUGGCCCUGGUGGCCGUGUGGCGUGUCCCGUGACGCCGCCAGGACAGGGACAGCCUGCGGGCUGGGAAAGGAGGCGGGAGCCAUCCGUGCCACCUGCGCUGCUGGGAAGGUCAGUGCGGCCGCUGCAGCCUGCGCCGAGGGAUGGGGAGCAGGGACCUGCCUCAGUUUCCCCUGGAUCGGGGCUAACGGCCAGGAAAGGACAGCUCUCGGCCCCCCAGGCUGCACACGGGGGGCACAGGACACGGUGGCCGCUGUGGCAGGAUGCCAGGCCGGGCACAGCCCCGGGGCUCCCCUGGCUCCCUCUCCUGCAAUUCCUCCCAGGGCACAGCUCAGAGCAGGAGUGGGGAGGGUGAAAAGAGUGCAGUGGCCUCUGCUCGCCCCAGCCCCGGCUCCAUGCCCAGCGGGCACAGCUCCCCACGCCACCUCUGACUCCGGCACUCCCCAAAACACCCAGGGCUGGGGUCGCACAGCCCCCCACUCCCACGGCGAGGAACCUCCCUGCUCCUCCUGGCUCCGCUGAGGCAGCACAAAUUCUCCUGCCUCCAGCCCCCUCCACAGCUCUGGGGGCUCCCCAGCACCCCUCGUUUCGGGGCUGGCUCCAGAGCAGGGGUUUGGCUGCAGCCAGCACUCCGGGCACUUCAGGGAUUUCCCGGCGGCUUCUCCUCCCUUCGCUCCUCCCUCUCCAUCACCGCAUCGCCAGCGCUCAUCACCAUCGGGGGGGAAGAGGCUGCAGCCGGGGUCACCCCCGGAGCCCCCCGAGCCCCCGGGGAGCAGCGGGAGGAGCACCCCCGCAGCCCAGCACCUCUUCCCCGGGCUCCACCUCACCAUCAUGCUUUUUUCCUCUUGUUUCUUCUCUUGCAGGUUUCACAUGGGGAACCUUCUAAAAGUGUUGACUUAUAACGAACUUGACCAAGGCCCUAAUUUUUUCCUUGACUUUGAAAAUGCGCAGCCCACGGAGGCCGAGACGGCGGUGUGGAACCAGGUGAACGCCGUGCUGGAGGAGGCGCACGCCGUCCUGGCCGAGCUGCAGUCCUACACGGGAGCCGGGCAGGAGAUCCGAGAGGCCAUCCAGAACCCCGGGGACCUGCGGCUGCAGGAGCGCGCCUGGAGCGCCGUGUGCCCCCUGGUCGCCAAGCUGAAACGCUUCUACGAGUUCUCCCUGCGGCUGGAGAACGCCCUGCGGAGCCUGCUGGAGGCCCUCACCAGCCCCCCCUACGCCCCGACCCAGCACCUGGAGCGGGAGCAAGCCCUGGCCAAGCAGUUCGCCGAGAUCCUGCACUUCACCCUCAGCUUCGACGAGCUCAAGAUGACCAACCCUGCCAUCCAGAACGACUUCAGCUACUACAGACGGACCAUCAGCCGGAAUCGCAUCAACAACCUGCAGCUGGACGCAGAGAGCGAGGUGAACAACGAGAUGGCCAACAGGAUGUCCCUGUUCUACGCCGAGGCCACCCCCAUGCUGAAAACCCUCAGCAACGCCACCACCAAGUUCGUGUCAGAGAACAAGACCCUCCCGAUCGAGGACACCACCGACUGCCUGAGCACCAUGGCCUGCGUGUGCAGGGUGAUGCUGGAGACCCCGGAGUACCGGAGCCGCUUCACCAACACCGAGACCCUGCUCUUCUGCAUGAGGGUGAUGGUGGGCGUCAUCAUCCUCUACGACCACGUGCACCCCGUGGGGGCCUUCGCCAAGACCUCCAAGAUCGACAUGAAAGGCUGCAUUAAGGUGCUGAAAGACCAACCCUCAACCAGCACCGAGGGGCUCCUGAACGCUCUGAGGUACACCACUCGGCACCUGAACGACGACAGCACGUCCAAACAGAUCCGGGCCCUGCUGCAGUGAGCGCGGGGCGGCCGCCGAGCCACCACCACCAUCCAGCUCAUCUUGUACAGAGGGAAAAGGGACGGCGAGGAAGGCGCAGAAAAACCCAGAACAAACCCCAACGGCCCGGGCUGCCCUCCCCCACCACGUGCUCCUGCCCCCUCCCCCCUUCCCACCCCCAAAUCAGCUCCUGGACACGAGGGGGGGGUGGCACCCUGGGGACACCAGGGGUGUCUGGGGGGCCAGGGCCAGGCAGGACAGACCCGGGCAAGGAAGUGCUGGUGGGGCUGGCAGCACGGGGGCACCUUGGGGAGGGGGCAGGUGGUGCCCCUGUCCCCAUCCUGGUCCCCAGGAGGAGGAGGGAGAGGAUGAGGAGGAGGAGGAGGAGGAAGAAGUAUCCCUGUGGAUCUGCACUGACUCUGGAGGAAACGGCUCAGUCUCACCUGGUAGAUUUUUAAUAUGAGCAAUUAAAUCCACACUCACCUCUUCUUUUCUACAUUUUUUUUUUUGGGUGUGAAAUAAAAUGACAUUUAAUCUGUUCGUGUGGCCGGA
Passer montanus (Eurasian tree sparrow) is the source of this 2635-nucleotide messenger RNA. Its product is annotated as CYFIP-related Rac1 interactor A-like. Gene Ontology annotation, molecular function: small GTPase binding. NCBI's taxonomy places the organism in Eukaryota, Metazoa, Chordata, Aves, Passeriformes, Passeridae. Gene Ontology annotation, biological process: regulation of actin filament polymerization. The transcript is spliced from 10 exons. The record is from RefSeq and is a predicted model, not a curated record. Bases 1091 to 2104 code for a protein of 337 amino acids.